AACGACAUCGUAGUGCCGUUAUCUUUGCAUACCCGCACACAUGGAGAAGGUAGAAAGUAGGGGAGUUGUAGCAUUCGCUGCUUUUGUUAGCACCCUGCUGCUGCUGCUGCUGACCUUCGGCGGCGCGGCACCAGCUGCAGCAUCCACCGGGCCGGGGAGUAGCUGCACCAGGAGCUGCGGCAACAUCAGCAUUCCGUACCCGUUCGGCGUGGAGCCCGGCUGCUACCACGCCGCCGGCUUCAACCUCACCUGCGAGCAGGACGACCCGCCGAAGUUGUUCCUCGGCGACGGCACCGUGCAAGUGCUCGACAUCUCCAUUCAACACAGCACGGUGCGCAUCAACAGCAGCCGCGUGGAGUUAACGUAUCUUGAUCGUGGCCGCACCACGAACAGGACAUGGGGGGGCAGCCUCCCAGAGAGCGGCCCGUACUUCCUGUCGGAGUCAAUAAACAUGCUCCAGGUGAUAGGGUGCAACAUGCAGGUCAACAUCCUGGGGGGAAAGGAUAACAUCUUGGUCAGUUCUUGCACUCCUAUUUGCCCGGUUCUGGAGUUCAACAAAGGUAAUCCGUUCAGUAUUAUGGGAAAUGGUAGCUGCACGGGCAACAGCUGCUGUCAGGCAAACAUCGUUCUAGGCUACACUUUCUACAACAUCCAGAUUAACAGGCUUGACGGCGCACCACCCUUUUCUCUUGUUGUAUACAUAGUUGAUCAUAGUUUUGAUUACACCAACGACAUGAUUGUAGGUGUAGGGCACGGUCCUAAAGCGCUCCCGGCCACGCUAGACUGGGUAAUUAAUGAUUCAUCUUGUCCAAAAGAUACGCCCGCCCCCGAAUGUCGCAGUACCCACAGCUAUUGCCAAAACUCCGGUAGCAAUGUCCAUGGUGGGUAUUCGUGUCAAUGCUCUAAUGGUUAUCAAGGAAAUCCUUAUGUUCCCGGUGGAUGCCAAGAUAUCGACGAAUGCAAGUCUCCAGACAUCUAUGUCUGCUAUGGUUAUUGCGAGAACACACCAGGAAGUUUCAUUUGCCAGUGCAAUACUGGAUAUACAGGCAAUGCUUCCAUCCCAAAUGGAUGCAAAGACAUAGACGAGUGUGAGGACCCGGAAGCACACUUCUGCUACGGAACCUGCCAAAAUUUUCCUGGAAGUUUUCAUUGUCAAUGUUCUAAUGGUACCGACGGAAAUCCUUUCACACCAGGGGGAUGCAUUACAAUCAAGAAUUCCUACACAGGUUUAAUCAUCGGGUUAGGAGUCGGGGGUGGUACAAGUCUUUUGCUUCUAGCACUUGGUGGCCCCUUCAUAAUGCGUAAAAUAAAACUACGAAAGGUGAAGAAGAUGAAACAGAAAUUUUUCAGCCAAAAUCAUGGAUUACUAUUGCAGCAGUUGAUAUCACGCAAGGCAGACAUUGGCGAAAGGAUGAUAAUUACCUUAAGCGAGAUAGAGAAGGCUACAAACAAUUUUGAUAGAACUCGCGUGAUUGGUGGUGGAGGGCAUGGCGUUGUGUUUAAAGGAAUUCUAGACCUACAUGUUGUGGCAAUAAAAAAAUCAAAGAUCAUAGUGCAAAGAGAAAUUGACGAAUUCAUAAAUGAAGUUGUGGUUCUUUCUCAAGUGAACCAUAGAAAUGUGGUGAAGCUCUUAGGAUGUUGCCUUGAGACAGAAGUUCCAUUGCUAGUUUAUGAGUUCAUUUCAAAUGGAACCCUUUAUGAUCAUCUUCAUGUUGAAGGACCAUUAUCACUACCAUGGGAUGGCCGGAUGAGGAUCGCGAUGGAAGUUGCUAGAGCGCUGUCCUAUCUACACUCAGCUGCUUCAAUGCCAAUAUUUCAUAGAGAUAUUAAAUCGUCCAACAUACUUCUUGAUGAUACUUUAACUGCAAAGGUAUCAGAUUUCGGAGCUUCUAGAUAUAUCCCGAUUGAUCAAACAGGAGUGACUACAGCGGUUCAAGGAACAUUUGGAUACUUGGACCCGAUGUACUAUUACGGAGGCCGAUUAACAGACAAGAGCGAUGUCUUCAGUUUUGGUGUUCUUCUUGUAGAAUUGCUUACUAGGAAGAAACCAUUUUUCUACCGGUCCGAGGAUGGUGAAAGCCUUAUUUCACAUUUCGCCUCACUGCUUACAGAAGGCAAACUGAUUGACAUAAUAGAUCCUCAAGUCGUUGAGGAGGAAGAUGGAGAAGUCCAAGAAGUAGCCACACUAGCGGCAAUGUGUACUAAAUUGAGGGGAGAAGACCGGCCUACUAUGAGGGGAGCUGAGAUGACACUUGAAAACUUGCUAAUUAAGAAGAGACAUGUUCCAUGUAAUACAACACCAAGGAGAAACGGUGAUGGUGAAAUUGUGGCUCAUUACAUGUCAAUUGAACGGGCUACUAAAGAAGCAAGCAGGCAAUACACUAUGGAAGAGGAAAUAUUGUUAUCAGCAAGCUAUCCCCGGUGAACUUUUUGCAGUCCUGAACAACGAUGCUUCAUGAGUAAAUAAUAUAGAGCCGGUAGUGGUUGUGCUUAUAAUUUGUUGUUUGAACGUGAAAUGUUCUCCCUAUUUGUAGUCCAGAUUGUUGUAAUGUCUAAAGGUGGCAACGGUCGGGGCCGAGUGGAGUAAGAAUGCACCUGAUCUGAAACCCGAUUCU
Molecule: messenger RNA, 2615 nt
Organism: Phragmites australis (common reed)
Lineage: Eukaryota; Viridiplantae; Streptophyta; Magnoliopsida; Poales; Poaceae
Product: wall-associated receptor kinase 5-like
Exons: 4
Coding region: 41-2425 (794 amino acids)
Biological process (GO): protein phosphorylation; cell surface receptor signaling pathway
Cellular component (GO): plasma membrane
Molecular function (GO): ATP binding; calcium ion binding; protein serine/threonine kinase activity
Source: RefSeq, a predicted model, not a curated record